Messenger RNA from Scylla paramamosain (green mud crab), 1733 nucleotides. It is a transcript of the gene Mt2, whose product is annotated as tRNA (cytosine(38)-C(5))-methyltransferase-like. The transcript has 6 exons. Lineage: Eukaryota; Metazoa; Arthropoda; Malacostraca; Decapoda; Portunidae. The coding region runs from base 317 to 1714 and encodes 465 amino acids. Gene Ontology annotation, cellular component: nucleus. Gene Ontology annotation, molecular function: methyltransferase activity. The record is from RefSeq and is a predicted model, not a curated record.
CUGUUACCAUUGUGACAAUGGGUGUGACCCUUGUGGUUAGCUGGCUGACUGCUGCAGCAGCCAUGUAUACACAUAGUGAUUAGCCAAAAAUAAUUGAUGUAUUGGCUGGAAAUAAAUGACAUUUAACAAUGUUCUAAUAUGUCAUUGAAAGGACAGCUCUCAUUGGAUGAAUGAAAGAGAUACAGAAGAGCAUGUGCCAUUCCAUACUGGAAGCCAACAUACUAACACCCUCACUCAUUUGCACCUCACCAUACUUCCCUAGGUGUUGGUCCCCUGGAGUUGCACCUUACCACUUCCACACCCUCUUCUAAACCACAUGACAGAUGUAUUAUUUCUGAUUGGUAGAAGACUCUCAGCAUGGGCUGAAAAAAAAAACCUAAGGCUGAGUGGGCUUAGGGGAAGAUCAGCACUAGACUUAGAGGUGAGCACACCCUGUAUUCUAUAUGAAAUGAAUAGCAAAGCUACAAGAUGUGAUUUCAUCUCUUAUCACCAACUACACAUGAGAAGGAGAGAGCCAUCACAAGAUGACCCACAAUGCAAUAUUCUCAUGUUGGAGAGACCUGAAGAAAUGUUGCAAAUCCUGGAACUCUACAGUGGAAUUGGUGGAAUGCAAACUGCAGCCAGAGAGAGUGGGCUGCCCUUCAAGGUGGUGGCCUCCUAUGAAAUUAAUCCAGUGGCAGUAGAUGUGUACUGUAGCAACUUCCCAGGCACCAGUAAGCCCCGCAACAUUCUAGGGCUCACCAUCGAAGAACUGACUAGACUCUCACCAGAUAUUAUCAUGAUGAGUCCACCUUGCCAGCCAUUUACAAGACAGGGUCUGAAGCGAGAUGCAGAAGAUGCACGCUCCUCCUCCUUCCUGCAUUUGGUGGAUCUGCUGCGAAGGGUCCCACACCCUCCAAAAAUGAUCCUGCUGGAGAAUGUGGCUGGAUAUGAGACCUCCCAGACCAGAGAGCAUCUAGUGGAUAUGCUCCUCCACAGGGGAUACACAUGGCAGGAGUUCCUGUUGUCACCCACCCAGUUUGGAGUUCCCAACUCUCGCCUGCGAUAUUACUUGCUGGCAAGGCUGUCAAUGGAAUCUUUUCCUUUCACCACUUCCCAGGAGGUACUGACUGAUUUGCCAUUCUGCAUGUGUCUACUGAGUGAAGCCUCUAGUGAGUCCCAUAGUAAGGUUUGCUGCCAAUGCUCAAAAUCUAUUAAACCAUCUCUGCAUUCACUUUUGCAGAAGUUCCACUCCUAUCAUCAAGAUAAUCUAAAGAGUAACUCACCAUCAGUGCCACAAUCACUUUCUCAUUACCUUAUUGAUGAGGUAGACUUAAAGGAUUUCUUAUUACCAGAUAAGGUGUUAAAAAAAUAUCAUAUGUUAUUGGACAUUGUUAAUCAUCAGUCCCAAAGAUCAUGUUGUUUCACAAAGGGAUAUGCACACUAUGUUGAGGGAACAGGGUCUGUUGUGCAGCACAACAGUCAGGUUGAUAUGUCAGAGAUUUAUUCAAAAGUACAAGCUCUAGAUGAUGAUGAUCAACUCAAAGUAGAAUUGUUGCAUCAACUGGAAUUGAGAUAUUUCACACCAGAGGAAGUGGCUCGGUUAAUGUGCUUCCCAUCCUGGUUCACCUUUCCUUCCACAACCACAAAGAAGCAGAAAUAUAAGCUGCUAGGGAAUAGCAUAAAUGUCUUGGUUGUAACUUGUCUUUUAUUGGUCUUAGUUGAAAAUCAAUAAACAUUUACCACUUUAUUUC